This is a messenger RNA of Periophthalmus magnuspinnatus, 1972 nucleotides long. It is a transcript of the gene ap4m1, whose product is annotated as adaptor related protein complex 4 subunit mu 1. Gene Ontology annotation, cellular component: clathrin adaptor complex; cytoplasmic vesicle; trans-Golgi network. The record is from RefSeq and is a predicted model, not a curated record. The coding region runs from base 309 to 1628 and encodes 439 amino acids. The transcript is spliced from 16 exons. NCBI's taxonomy places the organism in Eukaryota, Metazoa, Chordata, Actinopteri, Gobiiformes, Gobiidae. Gene Ontology annotation, biological process: protein targeting; Golgi to lysosome transport.
ACUGUUUUGGUUAGCAUUAGCAUUAGCAUUAGCACUUAGCAUACAGGAAGCUAACUCCAUUUAGUCACAAUUUCAUCAAAAACCUUAAACUAAACCCGGAUUUAUUUUGUAAACUCACGGCGGAGAUUGUUCACAUUAAGUUCGAGACGUUAAUGUUUAAACCGGAGCAGAAUUAUGAUGAUUAUUGGCGGUAAAAGCUGAUCUAAUGUUAGCUUCAAAAAUAAUGUCUGGAUGUUUUUUACAGUUACAGAGGGAGUUUACUGUUUAAACAAACGUAACUUUUACAGGUUCCACCUCUACAGACGAGGAUGAUCUGCCAGUUCUUCAUUCUGUCGUCCAAAGGAGACCACCUCAUUUACAAAGACUUCCGAGGGGAGAACAGCAGCGAUGUGGUUCGAGUGUUUUAUGAAAAAGUCACAGCUCUGCCCGGAGACCAGCCUCCCGUCGUCAUGAAUCAUAAGGAUGUGUAUUUCGUUCACGUGAAACAGGGAGGACUGUUCUGGGUCGUCACCACAAACUCCGCCUCUUCUCCCUUCACCAUCAUCGACUUCAUCAACAAGCUGUGCUCUCUGGUCAAAGAUUACUGUGGGACUCUGAGUGAGCGCUCGGUGCAGCUGAACUUCGCUCUGAUCUAUGAGCUCUUAGAUGAAGUGGUGGAUUACGGGUACAUCCAGACGACCUCGUGUGACGUCCUGAAAAACUUCAUCCAAACUGAAGCUGUGAGCUCCAGAAGCUUCAGCCUCUUCGACCUCAGCAACGUGGCUCUGUUUGGAGCCGAGACUCAACAAAGCAAAGUGGCCCCAAGUUCAGCAGCAACGCGACCCAUUCACCAACGAGAACAGGGGAAGAGUGAGAUUUUCGUGGACGUUGUGGAGAGACUGACCGUCGUGAUCGGAGCAAACGGCAUGCUGAUGAAGGUGGACGUGGAGGGCGAAAUCCGAGUGAAAUGCUACACACCACGAUGCUCCGAGAUGAGGAUCGGUCUAAACGAGGAGUUCAGCAUCGGCCGCUCUCAGCUCAGAGGUUAUGGAGCCGGGGUGAGAGUGGACGAGUGCAGCUUUCACCAGAACGUCAAACUGGACGAGUUUGAGUCCAACCGAAUCCUCAAACUCUGCCCCUCACAGGGAGAGCAGACAGUGAUGCAGUACCAGCUGAGGGAGGAGCUGCCCUGUGCUGCUCCGUUCAGACUUUUCCCCACCGUCGAGAGAGACGCCUCCGGACGAUUACUGAUGUACUUGAAACUGCGCUGUGACCUGCCCCCCAAAAUCGCUGCGAUAAAUGUGGAGGCGUCGGUGCACGUGCCCAAAGGCUCCGUGAGUCUGUCUCAGGAGCUGAGCAGUCCGGACCAGAGCGCGGAGCUGAAGCCUCAAAGCCGCGUGGUCGUGUGGUCCAUCCCAAAGGUCAACGGAGGAACGCAGCUCUCCGCCCUCUUCAAGGUGGACGUGCCGGGCCUGUGCUCCUCAUCUCUCCUGGAGGUGGCGCCAGUGGGGCUCAGCUUUGAGGUUCCCAAAUGGACCUGCUCUGGGCUCCAGGUCCGGUUCCUGAGGCUGAGUCCAGUACAGCCCAGUCCUGGAGAGAGAUGGGUCAGAUACAUCACACACUCAGACUCCUACACCAUCAGGAUCUAAGAGGAAACAGGAAGUGACCUGUGGGCAGGGACAUUUAAAGAGCCAAUCAGGAUCCAAGAGCAAACGGGAAGUGGACUGAGGGCGGGAACUCUAACAGAGCCAAUCGGGAUCCAAGAGGAAACAGGAAGUGGACUGAGGGCGGGAACGCUGAAAGAGCGAAUCGGGAUCUAAGAGGAAACAGGAAGUGACCUGUUACGUUUCAGAUUUGGUCGAGGUUGGGAAUCAUGACAUAACGCUGUAGAAUACCAUAAGUGUUACCUAGCAACCAUGUAGUACACUGGGCCAAAGCUCCUGUAAUGUCACAGAGAUUAAUAUCUGACAAAUAAAAACAAAAAACACCUUCA